This is a messenger RNA of Aspergillus sclerotioniger CBS 115572, 1569 nucleotides long. RefSeq lists its product as uncharacterized. Bases 375 to 1223 code for a protein of 282 amino acids. The transcript is spliced from 4 exons. NCBI's taxonomy places the organism in Eukaryota, Fungi, Ascomycota, Eurotiomycetes, Eurotiales, Aspergillaceae. The record is from RefSeq and is a predicted model, not a curated record.
CUGGCGAUCCCAACAGUCGUGGGCAGCCGGUUCGUUGGUCCGCCGACCCACUCACUACAGCAUGGAAGCAGGAGUCCUGUGGCAAUCGAUAUCAGAACCAUCUGCUUGGACAGAGAAAUCACAAGCACUGACGUAUGUGGUUGCUGAUGGUGUAUACCAUCGACUUGAAAUAUCACCCGGGAUACGAUGCGGUAUAGCCAGGGAACCACGCCCAAGCGGUACAGACGGGAAAUACUCAUGACAUUUAGAUGCUAUAAAAACGCCGAAGGUAGUCCUGGGACAGGACAUACGAUGAGUAUUAUCAAGGAUGAUUUCAUGCGUUUCUACCUUUUUCUCUUGAUUUGGCCUACGAUCAACACCGUUGAUAAAGUGACAUGGCUCCAGGAACGAGACCCCGAAAUGGAGAAGGAGCGAGACAGGAGAAUCAACCGAAGAUCGGACGCCCCCGCAAGUACCAUACCAAGGAGGAGGCGGACUCAGCUCGUCGGCGUCUCGCACGGGAUCUCUAUCAUCGUCGGAAGAGCAAGGCUGAUAAUCCAACCGCCAGAAGGAUCCGCUUUGAUACGGUCUUGAGGCCGCAAGAUUUUGAAGGUGCUGUUCCAUCUUCACCUCCUAGUACUCCAAUGAAGCGUUGGAACGACAAGAAGCCACACGAUGCGAGCCGGAAUGGCCUCGACUCUUCCGCACAUCCUUCCGCUCAACCCGGAACCAACAGCCGCAAUGUCAACCCACCACCACCAUCAGUACGAAACUGCCAGUGCCGAGUCAACAUGAUGCUCCAAGUAUCUAGGCUCGAAUGCGCGAUACGGGAAAUGGCCAUACUGCAACUCGAUAAGAUGGUCAAGGCGACGGGGGAUGUGAUUCGGAGCUGUCAACAGUCAACUCGCUGUGGGUGUUAUGUGGGCCCGGUGGACUUGGUCUGCAUCAUGAGCGUCUUUGAGCAGACGGCUUCUUGCUUUGACUAUAUUGCAAAAUCUGGCUUCGAUGGGAAUGGCAAGAUGCUAGUUUUAGAUCUCAUCAGACAGUCCAAUACACUGAUGGACUCGGUGGACGCUCUUGCACAGAAGAUGAUGGCGCCAUCGAGACAGAAGGAUCCGGGGAUCAAAGCUAUGGACCGAUCCCCAGUGUGUUUAAAUCAACUCAACCUAACUUAUGUACGAGAGGCUAUUGCAACAUUUAAAGAACUUUUUGGAUUUAUUACCAAAGUCCAUGGGGAGAUUUGAUACCGGGAUAUCAAAGUAUCGUCCUCUCUCUGUCGCUAUCGAGCCCUCGUUGGCACCAGGAUAUAAUCUCUGAUGAGAUGAGGUAGCUUUAUGCCUCGAUUCUUGCACAAUCGAUGCCAUCCAAGUAAAUAACACGUGUGGAUGCGUAUCAGAGAAAACCUACACAAUUCGAGGUUGGAAGGUACUGGAAAUGCCAGCCUUCAGGAUGGGGAGGAGUUUCGCGAUCAGAGUAAAUUGAGCGAAAUGGUCGAUAUGGAAAUAAUUCUCGACUGUGUCAUUUGUAAGGUCCUUUGGGACCUCGCAUACUCCUGGGAUAAUUAGUGAAUGGCGUGCUGGUAAGAUGCGG